This is a messenger RNA of Malaya genurostris, 747 nucleotides long. RefSeq lists its product as uncharacterized. Lineage: Eukaryota; Metazoa; Arthropoda; Insecta; Diptera; Culicidae. The transcript is spliced from 3 exons. The record is from RefSeq and is a predicted model, not a curated record. Bases 1 to 672 code for a protein of 223 amino acids.
AUGAAAAUGUCAAUCUUUGAAUUGGUAAACAAAAAACAGCGAAAUAUUUUUUUCCGGCUCGUAUCCCCAAUGGCCUCCACACCGGAUCGUUUCAAUAGUUCCAACAGCCGUCUUCAAUCACCCCGUACGACGGCAUCUCCAUCCGGAACCACAGUCGGUGCCUCCCGGGUAAGAGACGCAGUGGAAAAGUUUUUCGAUCUCAUUCAAAAACGGCACAUUACCAUCCAGAAGGGUGCACAAUAUUGUAACGCCAUCGAAUCGAUCAAAAAAGGUGUGCUGGAACCCAAAACGGAAAACUGUAAUCCGUACCCACCGAAUUUGGAGCUGUACUGUAAAAAUCUCGGCCUGUUGAAUGGUAUUUUGGAAGACGUCGUGACCGAUGCGGAUACGAUUGUUCAACAACUGAAGGUUCUAGAACUGGUAAUGAAGGAUGAAGUGGUUAGUAAAAGCUGGAAUCUUCAACGUGUGCUGAAUACACUUGAACAAAUCCUUCAGUCGUUCAGAUCCGAGUUGUUUCUGCGAAAGGUAGUUGCAGAAAAUAUUGGCCACGGAUGUACUGAACAUGAAUUGUCCCUCCAUGUGACAUUUUGGGAGCAACUUUCGAACCAGAAUGAAGAAGUGCAACUGCUUCUAAAGAUGCUAGCCUCUGAAUUCAACAUAGCUGUAACGUGAUGGCUGUACUCCACAAAUUCGUUGCAUUGCUGUCUGUGAUAAUAUUUUUAAAAAUAAAUAAUUAUUUCGAAAAUA